Molecule: messenger RNA, 393 nt
Organism: Dicrocoelium dendriticum
Lineage: Eukaryota; Metazoa; Platyhelminthes; Trematoda; Plagiorchiida; Dicrocoeliidae
Source: the annotation of a GenBank genome assembly
AUGGAACCCGGCCAUCUACUAUCUCCGGGGCACUCCGCACUUCGCAACCCCACACUCGAAACUCACUCUUACUCCGGCCCCAUCCGCCACACACGACCGACUCACAUCGCAAAACCACCCUCGGGGGGGAGGCUUGGGUUGGGCACAACCACGCAGGCGGCAGCUGGCCUCGUGCAGACCCACAUCGGGGGGCGCACCCCGGCCUCCAAACUAGUCGAGGCCCCUCUCAAAACAGGUCGCUGCUCACUACGGCGGCCAGCCCACCCCGCUCACCCGUCGACACCAACUCAACGACCCCACACCCCGACCCUUGUCACGCUCCCCAUUCUUCUUCCCCUCACCCCCCCUCCGCCCUUCCAGAGGGAUCAUGCGAGAGGGCCGCUGGGCCCCUAG